CAGUUGUUGUUAUUCGAUACAAGGCGACUAACGUUCGUACAGAUCGUACGCCACACACCCACAUACUGUUAUUAUCGUUAUUAUUGUUGUUGUACAAUUUAACAAUAUCGUUCAUAUCUACAUAUUUUACGAUCAUGGGUACUUACCUGGAUAAUCCAGUUACCGAAAAAGUCUCAGAAGACAUGGAAGACGAUACGCUGGUGUGUGGGGUCAGUUCCAUGCAAGGUUGGCGUGUUCGACAAGAAUUAACGUUGGUGAUUACGAAAAUGCUCUGAAAAACGCCUAUUUGGAUUUUGAUGCGUAUUUGCGCUCUAAGACUGCUUUGAAUAGAAUGAAAAUUUUAGCGCAACAAGAUGAUUCAGCAAGCGACGAUUACGGCGACGACACCAACGCUGACAAUGUUGAUGAAGAUGACAUAUACAAAAUGUACGGUUUUUAUAGUGGUUGCACCGCAGUCGUGGCCUUAUUAGUGGAUAAGAAAAAACUUUAUGUGGCUAACGUCGGGGAUUCCAGAUGUGUCGUUGCUAUUCACGGUACUAAGGCCUUUGAUAUGUCAAAAGACCACAAGCCUAAAGACGAACCAGAGUUAUCGAGAAUUCGUGCAGCUGGAGCAAGAGUUACAUUCAACGGACGGAUCAAUCGCGAUCUUAAUUUGUCCCGAGCUUUCGGUGAUCACAUGUAUAAGCAGAACACUGCGCUUCCAAUAACGCAACAAGUUAUCAUUGCUCUACCUGACAUACAGACGAGAGUAUUAAACGCAUAUGAUGGCGAUUUUAUCGUGUUGGGAUGUGAUGGAAUAUGGGACUCGUUAAGUAGUCAGUCUACUGUGGACUUGAUAUCAAAUCACAUCAAUAAACCCGGUAUAAAACUAUCGUCGGUUUGCGAAAAAGUACUCAACAAAUGUUUUUCCGCUGAAUGCCGUACAAAAGGUGUCGAUAACAUGACUUGUAUUAUUGUAAAAUUUAAACACGAUAAAAAGCUGCAGUCCGACCAAAAGGACGAUGAUCCGAUCGGUUGCAAAAUUGAAGCUCUCAAAUUACAUUGAAUUAACUAUAAUUAUGCUUAUUAUCGAUAGUUAAUAAAACAUUUAAUAUAUGUUUAUAAUAUAAUAUUUUUAUUUUGAACCGAAACUCAAGUGAAUUAUAGAAAGAUUUGCCAUAUUGUAUUUUAUAUUUUUAUUAUUCAAUAUCACAAUCACAUAAUUUUCAUUAUAUACGUAU
Molecule: messenger RNA, 1220 nt
Organism: Melanaphis sacchari
Lineage: Eukaryota; Metazoa; Arthropoda; Insecta; Hemiptera; Aphididae
Product: probable protein phosphatase CG10417
Biological process (GO): protein dephosphorylation
Molecular function (GO): cation binding; protein serine/threonine phosphatase activity
Source: RefSeq, a predicted model, not a curated record